Molecule: messenger RNA, 4307 nt
Organism: Macrosteles quadrilineatus (aster leafhopper)
Lineage: Eukaryota; Metazoa; Arthropoda; Insecta; Hemiptera; Cicadellidae
Exons: 10
Coding region: 181-1608 (475 amino acids)
Source: RefSeq, a predicted model, not a curated record
CUCAUCACCAAGGCCUCUAAGGUUGUUUUUAUUUGAAAGCCAAUAUAAAACCUCCGUUCAAUAUGGUUAGUCUUUCUAAAAUCGGGGAAGGGUGCGAGACGGUGUCUGUAGUAUAUUUAAGUGAAAUGUAUAUUAGUUGAUAAUUUAUAUUUAAUUUUGGUAUAGUAAAUAUUUUAAGUCAUGGGUAAUAACCAUAGCCGUGAUGGAUCUCCCAAGCAUGGAAUUUCGCGCAACAAUUCUGGAGUUGACCUACACGACAAAGUACCAUCUCAGCUCCUCCCCAUCGAUAAAUUAUCAAAGUUACUUACUCAAAAGACAUUGGAAGAAGACUCAAUUGAAAAUGGAGUGUCUGUUGGAACUUUUGUGCGUUACCUGUUUCCCAAGUAUCCAGAGCUUGGGCAGAUUCUCUUCUCCUACUGGCAGCAAAGCGCAGGUGUGUCUUCUAGCGUUCUGUCUCCAACCAUGUUCAAAGUUCAGGUUGACAAGCUGAUGACAGUCAUGACUGAUGAACAACAAAUCCAGAUGUACGUCAUGAUGUAUGCUGGGAAUGCAGAAUACAUGAACACAGAACAAUUCCAGAGCCUGUUACUUACUGUCUACAAGAUAUCUAUGGACCACUACCCUGAAGGCCCACAGAGCUGUCGGCAACUUUUCAAAACACUUGAAGCUAUAUCUAACUCUGCAUUCCACAAGAAAGACUCACUACCAGUGAUCUACCUGGCUCAUUGGCUAGAAGAGCAUUGUAAGCGUUUAGUGACAGUUCUGCACCGAUACAUUGUCCACAUACUCACAACAGGCUUUCACAGUGUCACAGAACGGCUUGAUGAUAAAGACCAGGGUCUAGAGCUGACAACCCCAGUGUUGGAGAAGGCACCUGCUCCAUGGGACAAGCCUAAGCCCUUGCUGCCAGUCUCUCAGGUGUGGAUCUUGGCCUGCACCCUCCCUGCUCUGUUUACCAAGCCACAGCACCAUUCUCCCGCCAUUUCAUCCAACAACGGAUUUUGCACCAAGAACUACCUAGCCCGAAUCUUAGAUCUAUCUUGUCCAUCUCAUUGGACUAUGCUCUACAAUAGCAACCAACAUGGGCUUGGAGCAAACAGAUUUCUGCAUCACGUUUUGAGUUACCGCGGGGCCACUCUGACUUUCCUGCGUGGGGAGCAGGACAUAGAGUUCUGUAUCGGAGCUACGCAUGAGUGGCAAGAAUCCCACCUCUACUGGGGAGGGGAAGACAGCAUCAUAGUACAGAUACUACCACUCUACCAUGUUGUUCAGCGUGGUCCUAAGUUAUUAUAUUUAAAUACAAAAAUUAGAGGUUAUCCCAAAGGAAUCCGUGCAGGGCUGGACCCUCGGAAACCGAGCAUAGACAUAAAUGAAUCUUUCACCUACGUCACAUACAAAGGCAUUCCGUAUCAGUUGCAGAGCAUCGAGGUUUGGGGGUGUGGCACUCCCCAAUCAAGGGAGAUGCAAUUGGACAUAAAGAAGUGGGAGGUGAAGCAAGCGGAGAGACAGCGUGUGGUGAAGCUGUCAGCCAAUGAGUGGUCAGACCAUCCAGACCGUUACCUCCUAGAACUGGCAGGACGGCCCAACUAUUCACAGUCAAACAACUAAUGCAAUCCCUUGUACUGGCGUAGGUGCUUAUGGUAUCUUCCUGCAAAUGUUUAAAACAUACAAAUUUAUUGUACGCCGGAGCGUGUAUUUGUUAUAUGUCAAUUGUUUUAACUUAACAUUUUGGAGGUUGUGCAACAGUCAACAGUUGGUGUCACUUGUUACAAAUGAUGCUUUUUAUCGCAAAACUAUUUUUAUUACAAAAAUAACUUUCUAUUACAGUAAUAGGUUUUUUUAUUACUUGACACAAAGACAAGUGAUUGGGUCAUUAAACUGUUUAACAUCGUCCCAACAUGAAUAACCAACAUUUUAAUAUGUGCAACCUCUAGAGUGUUAACUGUGUGAUUUUAUUCUCUUGUGUGAUUUUAAAGUGUAAAGAGAUAGUUUUAAUAUUAUAAUAAUGGAAAUUUAUUCCUUAAAAAUGGAUAUUUAUUCUUUUAUAAAUAUAUUUGUUCUUUUAAAAACGGAUAUUUAUUCUGGGUGUAUUCUUUCAGCUCAUAGCUGUGUAAUUUCACUUAGCCUUUUAAACUGUUUAUCUUUAACAACUAUUUAUCUAAAAACCGAAUUUUUUAAAUGAUGCCUUGCAUUUUAACAUGUGUUGUUUUCAGUUUUCAUGUUAUAGUCUUAUAAAAAACUAAAGUUGUGGUUGUGAUCAAGUUCUGCUAAUACAGUAGUUGUUACAGAAAAUCAAACCAAACAUAUUAUUUAUAGAAUAGGGGUCAUGAUAUUUGAUAUAUAAGUGAUAUUAGUUAGUCAAACUUUGUACUCUAAAAUUAAAAUUACAAACAAUAGUUUAUACUUAUAAAAAAACACAGUACGGUAGUGCAAUGUAAGUAACGUUACUGAGAACAUAACCCUUAUACGUUAAAAAUUUGUAAAAUUGGUAUUAUUAAUGCUAUAGGUUUCUAACUAAAUAUUCAAAUUUCGUACCUUAUAUGCACAAAAGGCACAUGCCUUUUCCCGCCUGCUGCAAAAUACUGUACUGAUGCUACGGUAUUUAGUACCUCAUUUGCUGUUCUUAGCACUUGCUCUACUAGUACAUAAUGUGCUUAAAUUGAUUUAAGUUUAAUACAAUUGAAUUCGAGUCACUAGAAAUGGUACAUGUAAUUAUAUGUAUGCCAGUAGGGAAAACGAAUGUGAAUUCUUAAGCAUAAAAAUGCUUAGGUUACCGUUUCCACAUUGUAAAUUCUUUUUUUCUUUGAAUUUAAGUUCACAGUAGAGCUUAUUAUACCUGGUCAACAGUUUCUGUGCUAUGACUUUUUGAUUAGGAUUAUUCCUGCAAUUGAGUUGGAUUUAAAAUUCAGUAGGCCUACCACUUAUUAUAGUUAAAUUUAGUUAAGCUUUAAGUUAAGUUAAUAAAUAAACUUUUAUCAGAAAAUAUUACAUAAUAAAUACACAUAAUAAUUCACAUUCAAUAGUACAUAUGACACAUAAUAAUCCUAUUAAGAACUAUUUAUUUAAGUAACAACUGAGAAUUGCCUAGUAAAAUUAUGAAUAACUCCCAGGGUCAGUAGCCUGGGUACCUACAUAAUAAUGACUACUCAUAAAUUCUAGUUAAUUCAGGAACUGUUACUGAUUCUGGUACCAGUUCUUAGUCUUGUAAGUACUGUUACAGCUUGCCACUUAAUUUUUGUCUACGUCCUCAUUAUGUACCAUAGCUUUUUUAAAUAUUAUUUCAUUUACAGUUGGCUGAAGUAUAUGUUAAUGUUGUUUUUAUUAUAACUGAACUAAACUUUCUUUCCAUAUUUUACUUUUUGUCAAAGUUGCCUUAGGCUGCUUAGAUAGUAUACUGGUUCUAAACAAUGCAGAAGAAUAGUCAUUAUUGUGUCAGAAUUUCUUUUAAGUUUUUAAACUAUUCACUCUGUGUCAGAGUCCUUGGUCCUUAGCUGUCAGCUUUCUUGUUACCGGAUUGUUAUCACUACACAAUAAAGCAGGCCUACUUACUCCUUGCACAUCGUGUAUUUACUUGUAGAACACUAACCAUCACAUUGUUUUCCAACACUUACCCUUAGCUGAAAGCACCUGGUCAGGACUUUUGACCGACUCACUCGCCCACCCCAAUUAACUCUAGAUCCAUGAGCAGGACUCUGGUUCUGGUGUUGAUAGCUCAAUCCAAAUCCUUGAGGCUUUCAAUCGAAUAAUUUGUGAUCUCCUAAAAAAUCCUGAUCUUUUGAACAUUUUGGUAUGCAACUGUGAUAAUUAAUUAAUUGAUAGUGUUAGUUGAAUUGCGACCCAUCCAAUAUACAAUGUGAAUUUUACACAUUGUGAAACUGGAAUGUUUCCUCAAUAUAUAUUAUGAAAAAAUUAUAUUUUCCUUUAUGUACAAAUAGUCUUUUGUUGUAUUUCAUUUAACUCGUCUGCUUAAAAUAAAAAUAUUCACUCUUAACAGCCCUCAACUUUUAAGCAAUACUAAAACACUUAGUUUUCCAAUUGAAGGAUGUAAAUAAAAUUAGAAACAAUGAAAAAAUGAAAUGACUUAAUACAGUCUAAAAUCCUAGGUUGUUUUUUAAUAAAGUCAAUAUAUUUAGUCAAUUUAUGUGUUUGUUUUAUGUAUUGCACCUACGCCAUGUUAGAACUUGAAAUACCCAAACAAAUUAGUUUCUUAUUAAAUCCUGUCACAAUUCGACCUUAUAAUAUAAAAGAUUUUGUACAUAAUUGUAACAUCAUAGCAAAUAAAUACCUUUUUUAAACAGUUUUAUCAA